This is a messenger RNA of Hippocampus comes (tiger tail seahorse), 3180 nucleotides long. It is a transcript of the gene lcp2a, whose product is annotated as lymphocyte cytosolic protein 2a. The record is from RefSeq and is a predicted model, not a curated record. The transcript is spliced from 34 exons. Gene Ontology annotation, molecular function: protein binding. The coding region runs from base 291 to 2657 and encodes 788 amino acids. Lineage: Eukaryota; Metazoa; Chordata; Actinopteri; Syngnathiformes; Syngnathidae. Gene Ontology annotation, biological process: intracellular signal transduction; cell surface receptor protein tyrosine kinase signaling pathway.
UCCUCUGAGGUUGCGAAAGAGCAAGCGAGAGAGACGUUGACAAACACACCAAGUUGAAGGAGACAAGAAGAACGAAGGUAGCCAUAUUGGUUCCACUUCGACAUGUCGGCCUAGGCGACUAUAUGGAAGCUCGAGAACACUUCAGCGAUUCUUCAUUUAGGAAGGAGACCGCUGGAUGAGAUUGAAGUUUAGGUUGUUUUAAGGGCACUGCCUAAAAGAAGAACUCGAUUCUGAGGCCCCAUCAAAUUAACUUACUUGGAAGUAUUCUGUGGCGAGGAGGAGGACGUAGGAUGAAUUGCGCCAGAGUGCCAUAUCGGUCAGAGGUCAUGGAGUGGAGCCCGCAGCAGCUGGCCGAAUACCUGAGGAAGAUGAAUCUGGCCGACUGUGAUAGAACUGUGUUGAAGAACUCCAUCAACGGAAUGCGAUUUGUGAACCUAAGUGAGAAUGACCUGCAAAAAUUCCCCAAACUUCACUCGCCGAUUAUUUCCAAGCUGAGUGCCGACAUUAGCAAGAAGGAGGAAAAACGAUCCCUGUUUGGUAAAAAAACUUUGACCGCUAAAUUUCAUGAACCAGUUCGUGAUGUUAAAGGUUCGGGUGACAAUUAUUCUGACGGCGACGUCAACGAUUACGAGAGCCCCAAUAGCGGCGGCGAGGACAGCAGCCAGAGUGACUACGAGAAACCCAAACCAGGUAAAAACUACAGCGACCUCAUGUUUUAUGACGGCGACGUCAACGAUUACGAGAGCCCCAAUAGCGGCGGCGAGGACAGCAGCCAGAGUGACUACGAGAAACCCAUUGACGACUUGGACGGGGUCGAUGCCGAGCAUUACGAACUUCCCCCUUCGGAGCCCGCGGAGGACUUGGCGCAGAAGCUGCGCAGCGCCGUGCACCUGGGAGACACAGACUACAUCGAUAACCGGGACAAAGGCGCGUCAUCUCGAGACGCACCGCCUGCCGUCCGCCCCCGCCCACCGGUGGCAUCGCGCCCUGCGCUGUCGCCUCGGGCGGGGGUGUUUGUGCAGCCCGUUGAGAAAAGUCGAGAUCACUCUCCCCACUCUUCGAGACGAGCAUCCGAGAAGACGUUUCCAGGACCGCCGCAGAUCUUUCGUGGCAACAAGCCGGGCCGUAAUUCCUCUCCAAUUCAAGGUUCUAAUGUAACAGAGAGGCCAGGUAUACCCUCUCGAAGGUCCACGCCUCUUGUACCACCUCUUUCCUCCGCGGCCUCCAUCGGCAGGAGCAACUCAUCCGUCAAGCCUCCUCCUCCCAGGACUGACGGUAUUCGGGAGCAUGCACACAAUGAUGCAUCCAAACUCAACACAUUACCCCUCUUCCAUAAGAUUCCGCCCCACCGGCCGACACCCGCGAGCCGCCAUGGAGACAGUUUGCCUCUUGGCGCCACUUCUGUUGCGUCACUGCCUCUCAGUGUCUCUUCCGCUCCUGAUGUUGAAGGCUGGGAUGAUGACGAGUUUGAUGAUGAAGAUCCCGAUUAUGAGAAUCCAAACAGCGGUGGCGAUGAGAGCGGCAACAGCACCGAUGACGACGCAGCGAACGACGACACGGACUGGGCCGACAAUUACGAACCGCCUCCCACGGAGCCCUCUGAGGAGCUAACUCACAAGCUGUUGCCCGCCGUGACCUGCGGAGAAGGCGAUUACAUUGAUAAUAUGGACAACCAUGUGUCCUCCAGAGGCCCGCCGCCAGCAGUGAGUCUUCGCCCACCGGUCUCUUCACUUCCACCUCUGUCGCCCCGCUUGCCGGGUGAGUCGCUGUCCAAUCGAGAUCACUCACCGCACGGUGCAAGACAACCAGCACCAGCGGCGAAGCUGCUUCCGGGGCCACCGCAGAUUUUCCGUGGAAACAAACCAGGCCGAAACACAUCCCCCAUUCGAGGGCCCAACACAGAAGAGAGGCCGCCUGCACAACCCCGAAGGUCUCAGGCGGAUGUCCUUGCCCCCCCCGCUAGGCCCAAACCUCCCGGGCCUCCUCCUUGUUCCUCGGCCUCCGUUGGCAGGAGCAACUCCUCUGUCAGGCCUCCUCCUCCCAGCAGGUUUGACGGAAUGAGACAGCAAACACACAGCGAUGCACCCAAACACAACACAUUUCCCCUCCAUAAAAACCAGGCGCCGCGCCCACCACCACCUGGUCGCCAUGGAGACAGUUUACCACCUGGUGCCACUUCUGUUGGCUCACUCUCUCUUAAUUUUAAGCCUGCCCAUGCAGACAACAGAAGCAACUUUGCUGGUUCAGACCGCUUUCAUUCGCUGCCACAAAAACCUUCACUCAAACAGGGAAUGGACCCUCGCUGGUAUGUUGGUAAAGUGACCAGGGGUCAAGCUGAAGGGUAUUUGAAACAAGUCAGCAAGGACGGGGCAUAUUUAGUGCGGGACAGCUCCCACCAGAAGUCCAACCAGCCGUACACGCUGAUGGUCCUCUACCACAACAAAGUGUUCAAUAUCCAGAUUCGCCACGAGGACAAGCAGUUCCAACUGGGAACUGGACUCAAGGCCCAGGAGUCCUUCUCCUCAGUGUGCGACAUCAUCAAAUAUCACUCCCAGUGUCAUCUGCUCCUCAUUGAUACCAAAAAGCGCUCCUCGGGCCAGCAGAACCAGUGUCUGCUGUCAGAGCCAGCAGGGAUUUACAUGACUGGACCGCAAUGAUCCCACUGAGACCUUUACAAUAAUGGAGUCAAACACUUUAGACCCAUUCUGGUUUUAACAGGUUGAAUUACUGUUAAUGUAGGUUUUUUUUCCCUUUCUAUUUGUCACUUCUUUUCAUCCGAGUGUGACUUUACAUACCCUCCACUUAUCUAAAUGCGAACAUGCAAUGGGAAACUCAAUCGGAACACGGGGUGUUAAUUAACACCUAUGUGGAGGUUGUUACCUUUUCUCGGAUAUCUGAACACAAACGGUGCAGCAAGACAUUUAGACAUUCAACAGAACAGUACCCAUGUUUAUAUAUUCUUUAUCCUCUACAAGGAGGUGGAGACAUGUAUUGUAUGGAUUAGGUACAGUGGGGAAAAAAGUUAGCAACACAAUGGUCAUUCAAAUGAUAAAAAGUACGACAAAAUUAUCACUUUUUUAAAAUUCUAUCUGAUGGCGGUUCUACUGUAUGUUUUUUGCUCAAGUAGCCUACAAUAAUAUGGAGCGCUAUGAUUCCUCAUUAAAAUACACGUUAAAACAU